Molecule: messenger RNA, 821 nt
Organism: Geodia barretti
Lineage: Eukaryota; Metazoa; Porifera; Demospongiae; Tetractinellida; Geodiidae
Source: the annotation of a GenBank genome assembly
AAUCCGAUGUGGGUUCAUCGAGAAUUAAAAACGUCAGGCUCGUGAAUGAGUGCUUGUGCUAAGCCGACGCGUGUCGGAAACCACGCGAUAGUUGUCCGAUGAUCUGAUGUCGGCGUUCGGUGAGACCACAUGCUCGACGGCGUUAUCGAGGUGCCCUUUGAUGCUAUUGCGCGGACACUGCGGAUCUUUGCCAUGUACGCCAGAUACUUCGUCACCGUCAUUUCCGGAUAGAGUGGCACGUUUUCGGGGGAUGGUAACCGAUGCGUUUGCGAACCUCUCGCGAUUCUUUGAAAACAUCAUAUCCGGCGACGGUAACGCGUCCGCUACUCGCCGGCAUAAAACAGGUGAGGAUUCGCAUUGUCGUUGUCUUUCCGGCUCCAUUCGGACCGAGGAAGCCGACAAUUUGUCCCUUGUCUACUUGGAAGGAGAUGUCCUUGAGUGCCUGAAAGGGACCGUAGUUUUUGGUGAUAUUUUGAACUUCAAUCAUUUUUAAUCUAUGCAGUUUGCGUCAUCGUUUUGUAGGGGCUGGGUAACCCAGUCCCUACGGUUUCACGCCUACCUUCUCUGAACCUUCAAACUUGUGUACACUUGGUAACCUUAGUCAGUGCAAACUUUCAAAAGCAGUUCAGAAGCGUCGUAAAGAACGGGGAUACUGAAGUUUAGAUCUCGGUCUCUGCCCAAUAGAUAAGGAUUGUUAUCUGGAUUGACUGCUUCUGAUUCAGCGAGGACAUCCGGUAAGUCGACCGGCACGGACUUCACGUCAACUCUGUCAGGAUAUACCAGGACCUGUCGCCACAUCAUCGGAUAACAGAUAAUGCCAG